Messenger RNA from Laetiporus sulphureus 93-53, 966 nucleotides. RefSeq lists its product as uncharacterized. The transcript has 2 exons. The coding region runs from base 1 to 966 and encodes 321 amino acids. The record is from RefSeq and is a predicted model, not a curated record. NCBI's taxonomy places the organism in Eukaryota, Fungi, Basidiomycota, Agaricomycetes, Polyporales, Laetiporaceae.
AUGUCUACCCUCUUGCUCCUGAAAGGAGGAGCACGUGAAUACAUGCGACAUUGGAUUACCGAUAUAAACGAAAAUAACAAGGCACCAGGAACUUGGGCAGAGUUCAUCACUGAACUUCGCACAGCAUACGAAUCAUUGGACAAGGAUGACAAGAAGCGAACGGAGUUAGAAGCCUUCGCAACCAGUACAGGCUUCUCGGAUCAGGACUUGAUCGAAAAGAUCAAGAAACAUAUUCCAGAGAAAACAUGGCUGCUCAUGCUGGCAGACACGACCAAGGACAACUGGCCCAAGAAAUGGACCGAGUUCCUUACAUUCGCACUUCAGAUAUUUACAUCACUACAACGAGAAGGCCACCAUGCCAAGGCCGAAACCAAGGACCCGAAUGCUAUGGAGGUUGACGCAGUCAGAAAGAAGGGGAAGAGUAAAUCGGGCAAAGCGCGAAGCGUACAAGAUGACAAGUUGAUUUGUGCCAACUGCAAGAAGAACAAACCAAUGUUCUUCAAAUCAUCAAAACGGUUUGACAAGUAUUGCACCGAUUGUUUCAAAUUGGACCAUGUCAAGAGGCAGAUUGAGAAGGAGAAAGAGACAGCUGCGAAGAAGAAGGAUGUGAAGAAAAAGGACGAUGACAAGAAGAAGUCAAAGUCAUCCAAGACGCGACAGGUGGUAUCUGAUUCCACUUCAUCAGAUGCAGAGAGCGAAAGCUCUGACACUGAAGAAGAGAAGAAGCAAAAGAAGAAGAGCUCUUCCUUUAAGACUAAGGGGAAGGGUAAGGAGACAGCUGCGCAUAUUAGUGACCGCAGCAUCCACUCGGAAAGCGAGCCUGAUGCAUCUGAGUCAGACAAAGAUUUUGCCACGAUCCUCUCAAGGCUCAGGUGCCAGAGGGCAAAUGGAUCCAGUUUAUCAAGGAAGGCGGAAGAGGGCUCUUCAAAAAGGGAUCGGAAGGGUUUUCUCAAAGGGGAUCUGUAG